UGCCCUAUAUUUUCAAUGCGGAUCAGAAAUGCGGCUAUUCUUUCGAAAAACACGAGUCCCCCUAAUGAAAAUAAUGGUACGAUCCACUUGAGCAGGAAGAACGGUUUCCCGCGGUUUCCGAUAUGUAGGCGCAGGCUUUCAGAGGGGGCAGGUCCCGCUACGUCACUUUGUUCCGAAGGGGUGUGGCCAAGAGCGAAAGGGAAUUCUCCAGGUUUUUUGUUUGUUAUGUCAAAAAUACUUGCUGAAGGCAGUGCAACUCAAGAAGUUACACUUUUGACCAUUGCUGAUGAAGACUCUACCAAAAGGAAUUGGGGUGUUUUGCUGCCUGGUAUAAUUGGUGGGACAUUAGUAGCCUUAUACUCUGUGACCAUUCCAUUUAUUGCUCCAGCACUGAGAAAACAUUGCCUGCCAUUUGUGCCUGCAACUUCAAAGCAGAUUGAAAAUGUCCUAAUCAUGUUGAAAGGCAGAAAAGGAAUGCUAGUUGAUAUAGGAAGUGGUGACGGACGUAUUGUAAUAGCUGCUGCAAAAGUUGGAUUUAAAGCUGUGGGUUAUGAAUUAAAUCCUUGGUUAGUAUGGUAUUCGAGGUACCGUGCCUGGAGAGAGGGAGUUCAUCAAGAUGUCAAUUUUUACAUUUCAGACUUAUGGAAGAUCAGUUUUUCACAGUAUACAAACAUUGUCAUUUUUGGAGUUCCUCAGAUGAUGCCGCAGCUGGAGAAGAAGCUUGGAGAUGAACUCCUGCAGGAUGCCAGAGUCAUUGCUUGUCGCUUUCCUUUUCCCCAUUGGAGACCAAAUCAUAGCUUUGGCGAAGGCAUUGACACCGUUUGGGCAUAUGAUUCCAGAUCGAUUAGAAUAGAAAAGGAAGAUGAUACAGCUCUUGACAAGGGCAUCCCUCCCAGUUAGCUAAAACUCCAGAGAUAAUGCUAUGUUAGCUUUUAAUAUGCAAGUGUGGAUGUUUUAUACAACGUAUUAUUUCUUGUGAUUCUUGGGUUUGUGGGCAAGCAUUUCAGAAGUUUCUGGAAAUAUUUUAUGUGUGUAACAUAGCGUAAGUGUUAAGCAAUACUUCUGUUAUGGAAAAACAAAUGUAUGGAAGUUGCCUCCAGAUCCAUGGCCCCAACCUUGGAAUUCUAUGGGAUAACAAUUGACAUUUAAAAUAAAUUACAAAAUUGCAAUUUACCAUUGUAAAAAUGCAUUGGUAAGAGUAUUCAAAAUGAUCUAAAUCCUUAGGUUAAAACUGUUCUAAUACAGUUAAUUUUGAAUCCUCAACUUUAAUAUUUUCAGUACCGUCUGAUUAAAGCAAUACUCUCCAACCUUAUUCUGAAUAUGUCUCCUUAUCUCUGUUUGCUGUUCACUUCAACUAUAUGUUGUUAUGAGUCGAGGAACAAGAUUUUAAAAUUGUCUGCCAGGAUGCAGAGCCAUAAUGAGAAAAUCUGUUUUGUGACUCAAAGUCUCAUGGAGGGAGGGGCAGUGGAAUCCUAAAUUAAUGAAAAGCAAAAGAGAAUAUAAAAAUAAAUACUUUGUUACAUUAAAUUGAUUUUAUUGAUAAUGUGUUUCAUUAAAGUUGUUUAAAUAUA
Messenger RNA from Pantherophis guttatus, 1571 nucleotides. It is a transcript of the gene ATPSCKMT, whose product is annotated as ATP synthase c subunit lysine N-methyltransferase. Gene Ontology annotation, biological process: positive regulation of proton-transporting ATP synthase activity, rotational mechanism; regulation of mitochondrial ATP synthesis coupled proton transport; peptidyl-lysine trimethylation. The record is from RefSeq and is a predicted model, not a curated record. NCBI's taxonomy places the organism in Eukaryota, Metazoa, Chordata, Lepidosauria, Squamata, Colubridae. Gene Ontology annotation, cellular component: mitochondrion. Gene Ontology annotation, molecular function: protein-lysine N-methyltransferase activity.